AUGAUUACGCAGGAGUUUCGAGAGAAGGAGCGGGAGCAGGCAGCACUAGCCAAGCAGUACGGGGUUGCAGCAGAUGUUGGUUCAGACAGCACUGCUGGUAGGGAAGCCCAGGCUCCUGAUAAAGCCGGUGCUGAUGCUGAUGAUAGUCCAGCUGCUGGUGAUUCUGGUUCCACUGGCCACACUGCGAGUUCCCACCAGUCCUCGGCAGCCAGGCGGCUCGGGCUCGACCUGCCUCAGUCCGGUGUGGGCCCGACCCAGGAGAAUGUGGCUCGGGCAAAGGAGGUUCGGGAGAUUGCAAAGCAUCCUCCUGAUGCCGGUGCAGCUGGUGAAGGGGCUAGCCCAGGGGCUGGUCUGGGCCCUGGGAUAGUGGAUGUGGCACAUGGCGGAGAAGGCGAAGAGGAGGAAGAGGAAGGAGGCGAGCGUGAGGAAGGAUUUGAUGAUCAGGGGGCGGUGCGAGUGUGCGAUGUCCAACUGCUGCAGCAGCAUGCCGUGCGUUUGCUGCAUCUGCAGCAGCGACUCUGA
Molecule: messenger RNA, 522 nt
Organism: Closterium sp. Naga37s-1
Lineage: Eukaryota; Viridiplantae; Streptophyta; Zygnematophyceae; Desmidiales; Closteriaceae
Source: the annotation of a GenBank genome assembly